Molecule: messenger RNA, 1056 nt
Organism: Baudoinia panamericana UAMH 10762
Lineage: Eukaryota; Fungi; Ascomycota; Dothideomycetes; Mycosphaerellales; Teratosphaeriaceae
Exons: 3
Coding region: 28-861 (277 amino acids)
Molecular function (GO): protein binding
Source: RefSeq, a predicted model, not a curated record
GCAAUCAGCAAACAUCCAACUGUAACCAUGGCCUCCGGAGCUCACACCCCAGCUCAACCACAGAAGCAAGGAGAUUAUUGGAAGCUGGUGGCGAACACGAAAGAGCUACUGAAGUCGGGGGAGUUUUCCGACCUCAGACUCAUCUGCCCCGGACGUACCUGGGACGUGCACAAGGCUAUUGUGUGCCCGCAGUCGACCUUCGUUGCGGAAGAAUGCAGGGGAAACGCCAUUAAGGUCUCUGACGGGGAUAUGGUAUACCUGCCCAACAAUACUGACCCUCUGACCAUCGAUGCACUACUGAAUUAUAUGUACACCAGCGGCUGGGAAACCCCGUCGGAGAUGGUGGGGACGGGGCGAAAGGCAGACUUCAGCAUUAGGCUCUUCGUGAGCGCUGGCAAGCUCGGCAUCGACGACCUACGGGCACAAAUAAUGAAGAAAGCCCGCACCUGGCUCUAUGAGAAGGAUCAAGCUCCAGACUACUGUACAGACCUGAUCCGAGCUAUCUACGCUUAUCUGCCCGACUCGGCGCCACUGCGCGAUGCCAUGCUGGCCUCCGUGAUGGAUCACGUACAAGAACUGUACAGGAAGCCGGAUAAACACAAGAGAUUCCACGACAGAAUGAAGGCUUACCUCCCUGUGUUCAUGAAAGAUGUCUACGACGCCAUCCUCGCCAGAUAUGAUGCGAGCAUCGCUGAAAGCACUCUCCGCAAGCACAAACGGUACAAGUGUCCGAAGUGCGCGGCAGCUUUCGUCAUGGACGAGUCGGUCAACGGGCAGGCCUGGUGCGUCAAUUGCGGUGCGAAGCGGAGUGUGGACGCGUGGAAGAACUACCUGGUUAAGGACGCCAUAGAGGGGGUGUAAGUAGAUGCUUUGGCAUGGGCAGGCGUGGUUGUGGGUGGCGGAAGCGGCGCCGGUGACGGCGGCGGCAGACAAAAUCAUCGAGCACUCUGAUGCAUUGGAGCUGCAAAGGUCGGGUAAGUAGUUAAUAUGUGCAUGCUCAUCAAUACUACCUCACUUCAGAGCAAGGAGAGACUUCACUCUUCGCGUCUGGCGGUG